AUGGUACAAUGGUUAAUUAUUAUUCUUGUUUACGAUUUUGCUAUGCUUAAAUUAUCAUUAAGUGAAGUAACACUUUCAUUACGUUUACUUCAUUAUAAAAAUCGAAAUGGUUUAACAUAUGAAAAUCGUCCAUGUGAUACAAGACUUGAACAUGAUAUCAAUCGAGAUGGUCGAUGUGAUACAGGAUUUUUAUUUUGUCUCGUACAUUUACCAUUUCAAAAUCCACAUAAUUGUACAUUAGGUGAUCAUUUUACGGGUUUUGUUGGUGGCGAUGAUAUACAUUUUAUUAAUAUUGAUCAACAAUUACAACGACGAUCUAUUUUAUCAAUUAAUAAAAAAAGACAAAGAUCAUCAUUAAUUUCUCUUUGGUUUCAACCAACAAUUUAUUUUCAUUUUAAUUAUCCAAAAACUGGUAUUGGUCUGAUUGUUGAAGUAUUUGAUAUAGAUGAUAAUAAUAAUCAAACUAUUCAUGAUUCAAUUGAUUUUUAUGGAAGAACACUAACUGACCUUAAACUUUAUCGUUCAGUUGAGUUGGCACAACCACAAAGAAUUUAUCUUCGAAGUUUAUUUGGUACUUAUACAAAUUUAACUGUUGAUUUUUUGCUUUAUUGUUCACCAAAUUAUUACGGUAAUGAUUGUGAAAUAUUUUGUUCACCAAAUGAACAAGGUUAUGAAUGUGAUUUAAAUACUGGACAAAAAAUUUGCAAACAUGGAUAUUUUGGUCAAGAUUGUCUUAGUGAUGUACGAGCAUGUGAAGACCAACCUUGUGCAAAUUUUACAUUUGACUGA
Molecule: messenger RNA, 789 nt
Organism: Rotaria sordida
Lineage: Eukaryota; Metazoa; Rotifera; Eurotatoria; Philodinida; Philodinidae
Source: the annotation of a GenBank genome assembly